Molecule: messenger RNA, 1677 nt
Organism: Alosa sapidissima (American shad)
Lineage: Eukaryota; Metazoa; Chordata; Actinopteri; Clupeiformes; Clupeidae
Molecular function (GO): calcium ion binding
Source: RefSeq, a predicted model, not a curated record
AUGAGGAAACAAGGCGAAGGCCGAGACCCUGUCAAAAGUAUAACCUCGUCGUUCGUCACCAGCCUCUUAAGGAGGCGUGCGAAGUGCACUGAUGGCUACGAGUAUGACAGCGCGAGACAAGUCUGCCGAGACAUAGACGAGUGUGUCACUCUGGCCGACGCCUGCAAAGGAGGCAUGAAGUGUGUCAACCACUUCGGCGGCUACCUCUGCCUGCCCCACAGUGCCCAGAUCAUCGUAAGCAACGGCGAGGAGGAGGAGGUGGCCGACCCCACGCCGCCGCAGCCUGCUCUGCCCGCUGUCCGUGUGCCUCACGUCCCAUCUGGCCCCGCGUCGACCGGCGGUGACCUCGCCCGUGGCCUACCCGCGCAGGGACACACCAUCCAGUGCUCCGCAGGAUUCGUGCCGGACGAGCACGGCUACUGCCGAGACAUUGAUGAGUGCACAGGUAACCCAUGCCAACAACAGUGCAUCAACAUCCUGGGCUCCUUCAUAUGCAAGUGUGACCAUGGCUACGAUCUGGCACCAGACGCCGUGUCAUGCCAAGACAUCAACGAGUGUGCCUUCUCGCCUUACAUGUGCCAGGGGGACUGUGUGAAUCAGCCAGGCAGCUACGUGUGUGUGUGCCCCGACGGCUACCAGCUACAGGCCGCCCGCCUGUGUCAGGACAUAAACGAGUGUGAAGCGAGCCAUAACUGCCGUGAGGACCAGAUGUGUUGGAACUACCACGGAGGCUUCCGCUGCUAUCCCAGAAACCCCUGCCGUGAGCCCUACACGCAGACUGGAGAGGGGCGCUGUAGUUGCCAGUCGGCGGCGGUGUGCCGUGGCCUGCCCCCCUCCAUCGUGUACAAGUACAUGAGCAUCACGUCCGAGCGCUCGGUCCCCGCCGACAUCUUCCAGAUCCAGGCCACCAGCGUCUACCCCAACAUGGUCAACACCUUCAGGAUCAAGGCAGGCAACGAAGGAGAGGAGUUCUACCUCAGGCGCACCAGUAACGUGAGUGCCAUGCUGGUGCUGACGCGCCCUCUGCGGGGCCCGCGCGAGCACGUGGUGGACCUGGAGAUGGUCACCCAGAACAGCGCCCUCAACUACCGCUCCAGCUCCCUCCUCAGGCUCACCAUUGUCAUCGGAGCACACACAUUCUAAAGGAGACGCACGCACACACACACACACACACACACACACACACACACACACAAACCACCUACCACUACUGGAUACUUCUGCAGCUGAUCAGUUGAUCUUUUAGAUUGUGCACCACACAUUAAAACACACACAUACCCCACACACACACACACACACACACACACACACACACACACACACACAUACCACACACACACACACACACACACACACACACACACACACAUACCACACACACACACACACACACACACAUACACACACACACACACACACACACACACAUUCACUCUUUAGUCAGACAUCUGCACACGUACAGCGAGAGGCAGUAACAUAACCAGUUCCAGCAUAACCAGUGAUGAUGUCAUUAUCACAGCACUCUACAGUCACAUUCCAUGCUGUUGUCAUUUGUUUCUAUGUUGUCGAGUAGUAAGGCUUACGGCCUUUGCGCGAUGAGUCCAUUUUGUUUUGUGUGAAAUUGUCAGGAAGUUUGAAAAAUAAAGACAACCUCAUGUUCUGCCAAUUACAUUUGUA